AUGCUCCAAAUAAUUGGAUUAAUAUAUUCACAGAACAUUGUUGUAGUCAGUAACCGUAUUUCUUUCUAUUUCCAGGCAUUUUUACAUAAAUUCACCGAAUGGCCAAGUGGAAAUCCCAACAAGGACAGGAUUCUCAUGGCUGGAGGUAGCCAAGGUACCUUCAGGCCUGGCUCCAACCCUUUGUUCACAACAUAUCAAAUGAAAAUUGGUGCAGUUACUUUCCAGAUUGCUACUGGAGAUAUUACCAAAGAAAAGGCAGAUGUGAUUGUAAACUCAACAACAAGGACAUUUAAUCUGAAAUCAGGGGUGUCAAAAGCAGUUUUAGAAGGUGCCGGGCCAGCUGUGGAAAAUGAAUGUGCUGUACUAGCCGCACAGCCUCACAGAGAUUUCAUAAUUACGCAAGGUGGAUACUUAAUGUGCAAGAUAAUAAUUCAUGUGCUUGGGGAAAAUGAUGUCAGGAAAACGGUCUCCACUGUUCUAGAAGAGUGUGAGCAGAGGAAGUACACUUCAGUCUCCCUUCCAGCCAUCGGAACAGGCAAUGCUGGAAAAAACCCAACCACAGUUGCUGAUGACAUGAUCAGUGCUAUUACAGACUUUGCACAGAAACAUCCCACCGCAUCGUUACAAAAAGUUAAAGUUGUCAUCUUUCUAUCUGAAUUGCUAAAUGUAUUCUAUGACAACAUGAAAAAGAGAGAAAAUUCCACAUCACCUGCCCUUCAGUCCACAUGCUUUGAGACUGCAUGUAAUCUUCCUGAACACUGGGCUGACAUGAAUAAGCAGCUGUCCUGUGUGAUCAAGCUAUAUCCCGGACAGUCAGAAUAUGACACCAUAAAGGACAAGUUCUCUGAGACUUGUCUUUCCUACAAAAUAGAGAAGAUUGAGAAGAUACAGAAUAUAUGCCUCUGGCAGAGCUACCAGAUAAAGAAAAAGCACAUGGACUUGAAGAAUGGCCAUACAGAUAAUGAGAGAGUCCUGUUCCAUGGGACAGAUGCAGACUCAGUGCCAUAUGUCAAUCAGCAUGGCUUUAAUCGCAGUUAUGCUGGGAAGAAUGGUGCAGCCUAUGGAAAAGGAACCUAUUUUGCUGUUGAUGCCAGCUAUUCUGCUGAUGAUAUAUAUUCCAGACCAGAUGGCAAUGGGAGAAAGCAUAUUUAUGUUGUACGAGUACUUACAGGAGUCUAUGCACGUGGACAUGCAGGAUUAGUUACCCCUCCAUCAAAGAACCCUCACAAUCCCACGGAUCUGUUUGACUCUGUCACAGAUGAUAUACAAUAUCCAAAGCUAUUUGUGGUAUUCUCUGAUAAUCAAGCUUACCCAGAAUAUCUCAUAACUUUUAGGUGUUAAAAAACAGGUUGUUUCUUUUUUUUUUUUUCAUCUCAAAGAGAUGAUUUAGUCAUCUAUUUAUAAGAACAAUUUAUAGGGUUUUUGUCUUUGCCUUUGGCUUGUUUAUGUAGGUAAAAAUCUCUCUGUUAGGUGCUAAAAUGCUGAAAACAGCCUUUUAAAAAUGCUCUAUUGCAAUUUGUAGCAUACCUCUUUUCUGAGCAUAUUGAUGAGUGGAAGCUAAGAAAUGUGGAUGACAUAAUUAUAGCUACAACUAUUUACAGACACCAAAUGUGUAGGAGAACAAAGAGCACAUUACUUUUGUCUAGCAGAGAAGAAAUAAGAUGAAUCACUUUAAAACCAAGAUGUCAUUGUUCUUAUAGAACAUGUUAAGACAUCAAACUGUGUUGGGCUCAACUGUACUAUUAAAUGAAUAGGCUGCUAAUGUGCAUCUGUAACAGCUGGGAAUUUUGCCUCCUGAAGGAAUACUUAGUAGCCAGAGCUCAGCUAGAAUGAUUGAAUCAAAUCUGUUGUGGAAUAAAUCAG
Molecule: messenger RNA, 1863 nt
Organism: Odobenus rosmarus divergens (Pacific walrus)
Lineage: Eukaryota; Metazoa; Chordata; Mammalia; Carnivora; Odobenidae
Gene: PARP15
Product: poly (ADP-ribose) polymerase family, member 15
Exons: 8
Coding region: 1-1341 (446 amino acids)
Biological process (GO): negative regulation of gene expression
Cellular component (GO): nucleus; cytoplasm
Molecular function (GO): NAD+ poly-ADP-ribosyltransferase activity; transcription corepressor activity
Source: RefSeq, a predicted model, not a curated record